This is a messenger RNA of Bubalus bubalis (water buffalo), 5768 nucleotides long. RefSeq names its product cellular repressor of E1A stimulated genes 2 (gene CREG2). The coding region runs from base 273 to 1112 and encodes 279 amino acids. The record is from RefSeq and is a predicted model, not a curated record. Lineage: Eukaryota; Metazoa; Chordata; Mammalia; Artiodactyla; Bovidae. The transcript is spliced from 4 exons.
GCCGCACAGUUGGUGAGUGGAGGAGUGCGCUGAGCCGGGACCUCAACGGCCCCGCGUCGGGCUGGAGAACGCUGUGCCAUCCACCGGGAAAAGGAGCGCAGCCCCGGCCGGGCGCGCAGGGAGGACUGCGCACCGCGGCUGCAGUGCGUGCGGGAGCCCCACCUCCCAGCGCAGCGCGCGGCUGCGAGGACCGCCCGGGGCCCCACCCCGGCACCUGCGGCGGGGGCGGCGCGUCCCUCUCGGGGUCCCCGGGGCCCCGCGCGCUCCUCAAGAUGUCGCGGCGCCGCGGCCGGCGGCCCGGGCCCCGCCUGUCCUGGCUGCUGUGGUGUGGCGCCCUGCUGUCUCCGGCCGCGGGCUACGUGAUCGUGAGCUCCGUGUCCUGGGCCGUCACCAACGAGGUGGACGAGGAGCUGGACGGAGCCUCCACGGAGGAGACGCUGCCCGCGCUGCUGGGGGACUCGGGCAGCCUCUGGCAGCGGAGCUUCCCGGCCUCGGCGCACAAGGAGGACGCACACCUGCCUCCCCCGGAGGGCGCCGCCCGCACCAGGCCGCCCCCCGCGCCGCCCGGGAUGUUCUCCUACCCGCGCGAGGGCGGCGCGAGGCUGCGCCCGGGCAUCGCCCGCUUCCUGGCCCACGCCAGCGCCUGGGGCUGUCUGGCCACCGUGUCCGCCCAUGAGAAGAUCCCAGGCCUGCCAUUUGGGACCUGCCUGCCCAUCAGCGAUGGCCCCUUCGACAACAGUACUGGGAUUCCUUUCUUCUAUGUGACACCCAAGGACCUCCUGGUGGCCGAUCUGAUGAAGAACCCCAUGGCCUCGCUCCUGCUGCCGGAAUCUGAAGGAGAGUUCUGCAGAAAAAACAUCGUGGACCCAGAAGAUCCUCGCUGUGCCCGGUUAACACUCACUGGUCGGAUGGUCGCAGUGUCUCCAGAAGAAGUCGAAUUUGCCAAGCAAGCCAUGUUUUCAAGACACCCAGUGAUGAGAAAGUGGCCUCGGCCAUAUGAAUGGUUCUUCAUGAAGAUGAAGGUAGAACACAUCUGGCUUCAGAAAUGGUAUGGAGGAGUAGCCGACAUCUCCAGGGAGGAGUACUUCAGAGCCGUUCCAAGAAAGGCCUGAUGGAGGGAGAAGAAAGUCCGUGAUGCUUGCGUGAAAUGGAAACCUUUUAUACAGCGCUGCCAGACAGUGGUUGACUGCUGUCUCUUUUUGGAAGGGUUCACAGCAGGCCUGUCUCCCUGACAGCAAGCAGGACGAGAACAGGCCACCAGGGACCCCUGUGCUGGCAGGAGAGUGAAGUGGCUAUUUGCAAAUACCCAGAUCACACAGGGACUCCACCUAGAGAGUCUGUUCACAUGCUUUCAAACCAGACUCACCUGUGUGGGAGCAUUGUUGUUGCCAUAGUGACAUGUUGAGACAGCUGCUGUUCCAUUCAAACAAAAAGUAUGCCUGUAUGUACAACGUGAUUGUUUUGUAUUAUAAGAAUAUGUUUGUUGCUUGUUGUGCCCAAAGCCGUGUCUUGGUUCUGAGCUCAUUGCAACCACAGAAGAACUAAAUACGCAUCAUAUAGCUGUCAUCUUGUGUUCAGGCUGAGGGUGCAGGAAUCUUUGUCUAUGGGUUACUAUCCUGCUGGGCUUCCCUGGUGGCUCAGUGGUACAGAAUCCCACCUGCAGGAGACCCAGGUUCAAUCCCUGGGUCGAAAAGAUCCCCUGGAGAAAGAAAUGGCAACCCACUCCAGUAUUGUUGCCUGGAAAAUUCCAUGGACAGAGGAGCCUGGCGGGCUACAGUCCAUGGGAGAAUAAAGACCUGGACAUGACUGAGCAACUAACACUUUCACUUUUUCCCUACCAUCCCUCUACUGAAUGGUGGAUGCAUUCUUGAAUCUCAUUUGCUAAAAUGUACUGGUCACUCAUGAAGCUUUUUUCCCCACUGUAACGUGACAAACCACGUGAGAACCCCUGAGUUUGAUGCGCAGCCCUGUUCUAGGUCAUGAUAGUGCAUUAGUGGAGGGGCAGCUCCACCAUCAGGCUCCCCAGACCCCCUCUCCUGGUGCUGUGACAAAGUGUCCCCUUCUCUUAGACACAGGGAGUGGUACUCAGUCUGUGGUGUAGAGAGAAGAGGAGAGAGGGAGAGGCUGGAAAGGAAGAAGAGGCCACAUAUAGGAAAAGGGAGGAAGGAAGUCAGUAGCUGAAGGCAUGCUUCCUGCCCAUCCGUGGGCCAGGCCCUCGACAGGAUCCUCUCACUGGAGUCUGAAAACCAAGGAGAUGCAUCAUCGUUGCCACUUUCAGGCAAGAACACUGAAGCUCAGAGCGCUGAGGUCAGCAUCCCAGGGUCUGACUCCAGCACGUGCUACAUACAGUGGACAAACGGGCACCCAGACGGCCUCCGUCUCCCAGCAUGCACUGCACACCAUGGACAGAGUGGUGCCCAGACAACUUCCAGUUCUGAGAACAAGACAAAGAGUUACUAAAAUACACAGGUAGUCACUGAAUCAGCAAAAUCAGUAAACCGAUGACUAACCUGCCUGUGGAUGAUCAGCUACCAUUUUCUACGAAAAAAAGAAAAGUCUCUGAAAUUUGAUUCUUACUUUAGAUUUUAAAUUUUCUACAAAUUAUACACAGGAGCACCCACAUCAUACCUUUGUAUACACCUAAGGCCUUCAAGGACCUAUGAGUACACAUUGGAGACCGCUUAUAUUUGAAAUUUAUAAGGCAUCUAGCAAGACCCGGUUUUCUGCCUUUUUAUGACUCUAAACCCUCUUUGGUGGCUUAGGUAGGUUGUAUAAACAUUAAAAACACAGCCUGCAAAAUAUAGGAAGUAUUCACUUAAUAAAUAAUAGUGUUAUUAAUUGUUACAUUUUUGUUUAAAAAAUUAAGACAUAAAGAGAGUUUGAGUUGUCAAAAUAUUUUUAAGUGCCUAUUCAUAAAAGCAUAGUCAAAUGCACAGAAUUCUUUAUCAAAAGUCAAGUCACAAAAGCAUUCUUUAACAAUAGCAAUGUCUAAUAUAGAAGAAUAAAGUAAAUUUGAGGGUAAAAAUAGAGCUACCAUAUGACCCAGCAAUCCCACUGCUGGGCAAGAGGAGAGGAAAAAACAUAAUUCAAAAAGACACACACACCCUGACGUUCAUAGCAGCACUGUUUACAGUAGUCAGGACACGGAAGCAGCCUAAAUGUCCAUCAACAGAGAAAUGGAUAAAGAAGGUGUGGUACAUAUAUACAACAGAGUAUUAAUCAGCCAUAAAAAUAAACAAAACUGUGCAAUUUGACUAGAGACUUAUACGGAAUGCAGUAAGUCAGAGAAAAACAAAUAACGUACAAUGCACUUAUAUGUGGAAUCUAGAAAAAAAUGAUACAGAUGAACUUAUUUGCAGGGCAGAAAUAGAGAUAUAGAGAACGGAUGUAUAGAUACUGGGAGGGGAUGGAAUGAACGGGGAGAUUGGGAUUGACAUAUAUGCAUUACUAUGUAUAAAAUAGAUGACCAAUGAGGACCUACUGUGUAGCACAAGGAACUCUACUCAAUGCUCUGUAGUGACCUGAUUGGGAAAGAAACCCAAAGAAGAGGGAAUACAUGUAAACGUAUAACUGAUUCACUUUGCUGCACAGCAGAAAAUAAUACAACAUUGUAAAGCAACUAUACUUCAAUAAAAAUCCAUUUAAAAAAUAGAUCAUAACCCUAAACAUGAAAUAUAAAGCCAUAAAACUUUUUUUAAAAGAUAGAAAAUCUAUGAGACCCAGGGCUGAACUAAGCUAAGCCUUCUUAGACUUGACACCAAAGGCCUAAAGUCCAUAAAAGGGAAGUUUGAUAAAUUGGACUUCAUCAAAAUUUUAAACUUUCAUUCUACGAAAGAUCAUCAUGUUAAGAAAAUGAAAAGAUGGGCUACCUACUGGGAGGAAAAACCUGCCAAUGGCAUAUUCAACAAAAGCCUACCAUCUGGAAUAGAUGGAGAAUGUGUAAAACUCAACAGUUUUUUAAAAAUCCAAUUAGACGAUGGAGAACAUGAACACACUUCCUCUGACGAUAAUAUGGCAGAUGAGCACAUGAAAAGAUAUUCAACAUCAUCAGUCAUUAGGGAAUUGCAAAUUAAAAUGCCAAUGAAUACCAUGGGGCACCUACCAAAAUGGCUAAAUUAUAGUGACAACAUCAAAUGUUAGCAAAGAUGCAGAGCAAUGGGAUCAGUCUAUAGCUGGUGGGAAAAUCAAACAGAACUGCCACUCUGGAGAACCAACUCACAGUUUUUUACAAAGCUAAACAAGUGACUGUCAUACCACUCAGCAAUUGCACUCCUGGGCAUUUAACCCAGAGAGGUGCAAACUUAUGUUCACACAGAAACUUGUACAUGAAUGUUCAAAGCAUUUUUAUUCAUAAUAUUCCAAAUCUGUAAACAACCCGAUGUCCUCUAACGGUUGAUUGGUGAAACAAGUUGUGAUACAGGCAAGCCGUGGAAUACUAUGCAGCAAUAAAAAAUAAUUUCCGAUACAAGCAACCACUUGGAUGAGUCUUCAGAGAAUUAUGCUGAGUGAAAAAGCCCAUCCCCAAAGGUUACAUACCAUGUAGCUCCAUUUAUAGAACAUUUUGAAAUGUAAACUUCUAGAAACGGAGAGUAGAUCAGGGUUACCAGGGAGGAGGGUGGAGAAGGAGAGAGGUGAGUGUGACCAUAAAGGGGGUACUUGCUGUGAUGGAAAUAUUCUCUAGCUUGUUUGUAUCAAUGUCAAAAUCCUGGCUGUGAAACUAUAUCAUUUUGCAAGACUGGGGGCAAAAGAGAUAAAAGGCACACAGAGUCUCCCUAUUCAAUCUUUCAACUCCCUUGAAUCUACAAUUAUCGGCAAUUCUUCAGAAUCUACGAUUCUCUCAGAGUAAAAAGUUUAACAAACAAAAUUUAAGGCUUAGCUUAAAUAAGACAUUUAUGUCCUCUUAAUGGUUUCUAAUCAAGUUAAGGACUGAUCUUGUGCCAAAGCCUAGCAAAACAGACGACAGUUUGUUUUCUUUAGCCAUUAAUAUAUGCACUUUUUGGAAGAGGGAGAAUGUUUCUUUCAAAGUUUUCGAGAGGCAUUCAACUUAAUACUGAAUACAACUUAAUAAGAAUUCAACAAAUCUGCUGUAUGGAUUUUAUGUGGGCCACUUAGAAGAGGAGGAAAUCUUCCAGUUUCUGGCAGAAACACAUUAAGGUAUAGGCGUAUAUGGGCCUCCAAGUCUGGGCACAGUGACUCUCCACUGAUGCUCAUAGCAAAGAGCUGUAUUUACACAUAUCUUCCACUAAAAAUUCUUUUUGUUUCUAUGAAUAAGCUAUAUCCUGCCCCACACGUUUUUAUUUUCCAUGAUUGUACAAUCUAUGAUGUUGAUGUAGACAGUGUAAUUCUGAUGUGACUUGUUUCAAUACGCCUUUUAUAUGUCAACAUAUACAUAUAUAUGUAUAUGUAUACAUAUACAUACAUGACAUUUACAGUCUUGUAUAUGUCAACUCAUUCUAAGAGAGUUGUCUGGGGUUGAAAUGUAUUUCUACAAUUUUUCCAGAAAGUCUGUAUUUCAUUUUUAAUAAUUUAACCAUCAAAUACUGUUCUGAAAAUAAAACUUCUCUAGAAUAAUUUCUUGAUGCUUGAUUGCUUAUACCAAGUCAAUUGCUAAAAAAAAAUUUGAAUUAUAAUGAAGCUAUGGUUUGCGCUAUGUAAUGCAUGUGGAGUGUAAAAUAUAUUUUUGCAACUGGAUAUGUCUAUCUAAUUAAACACUAUUUCAUUCUGGAUAUGAUUUCCAUGCUCAAUUAAAUAAAUGUAUAAUAUUUCUA